AUGAAGGCCGCCGCCGCCGCCGGCGACGGAGGGAGAAAGAGCAGGGGUGGCGGAGGGCAUCGUGGUGGAGGCGUCGGCGGCGGCAGCAUGAGGCGUGGUGGCGGCGGCGACAGCGGCGGCGGGUGGAGGCGUGGUGGAGGAGGCGACGACAUGGGGUUGGGGUUGUGUGGUCGCGGAUGGGGACGCGGGCAUGAGCGUUCAUCUUCCUCGGGUCAAGCCCGCUACCAGAACAACACCACACCCGCAGCGUUUGCAGCAGCAAGUCAAUGGCCUAUAGCAAAUUCAGCCGGUUCCACCACGUUAGGUUCUACAUCAACAAAGUUUCCCGGCUUUACAUGUUAUCAGAUCCAACAACUUCUUGCGCUCAUCACUACCUCCUCUGAAGGUGCUAGUAUGUCUGGUAAGCACAAUACCAUUUGGCUUAUUGACAGUGGUGCAUCUCAUCACACGACGGGAAACUUAUCACUACUCUCACAUGCUUGUGACAUUCCUCCCUCUCCGCUUGGUCUACCCGACGGAGCUAAUGCAUCGGCUAUCAAACAAGGAUCUUAUUUAUUGCAACCUGGUUUAAUCUUAACCAAUGUGUUAUAUGUGUCGAGUUUGUCUGCAAUUUAG
Erythranthe guttata (spotted monkey flower) is the source of this 615-nucleotide messenger RNA. Lineage: Eukaryota; Viridiplantae; Streptophyta; Magnoliopsida; Lamiales; Phrymaceae. The record is from RefSeq and is a predicted model, not a curated record.